AUGCUGAUGCGUUUUAGUUUUCGUUCUUUGGUAAAGACCUUCAACAAUAGUCUCCUCUACCGUGCCUCAUCAAUUGCUCCGCUUUGUCCCCAACAAGUGGCUAACAUGGCCACCUUCCGCCUCUGUCCGCCCUCCGCCAACCUGUUCCCAUGGCGUGUGUGUGUUGACUUCCCUGUUUUAACUUUGUGCAAGGCGUGUGUGUGUUGA
Molecule: messenger RNA, 207 nt
Organism: Closterium sp. Naga37s-1
Lineage: Eukaryota; Viridiplantae; Streptophyta; Zygnematophyceae; Desmidiales; Closteriaceae
Source: the annotation of a GenBank genome assembly